Messenger RNA from Chiloscyllium plagiosum (whitespotted bambooshark), 6178 nucleotides. RefSeq names its product kelch like family member 28 (gene klhl28). The record is from RefSeq and is a predicted model, not a curated record. Gene Ontology annotation, molecular function: protein binding. NCBI's taxonomy places the organism in Eukaryota, Metazoa, Chordata, Chondrichthyes, Orectolobiformes, Hemiscylliidae.
UCAAACCUCCAACCCGGACGCUAUUCUCCUCCACUCUCUUGGUGGCGCUGCUGCUUUGAAGCACGAUGGGAAUUGUAGUUUGAAACAAAGCCGUUGAGAAGUCGAUGCGGCGGCGAGUCAGAUAUCGUUUGGAUGCUGUUUCGAAAAUAUAAUGAUCAGAACCGGAAGUUACGCACACCCCCACCUGUUUUGUAUUUGUGUUUAAUAGGUUUUGGGAAAUUUCUCAGCCCAUCUUCCGCUGAGCUGGUUAUUAUCGUAAUUAUAUCAGAUGGACCCGUCUCCUCAAUCCUACAUGCUUGCUAAUCUGACUCAUCCACAUUCUGAGCAGUUACUGCAAGGAUUGAAUCUUCUUCGGCAGCAUCGUGAGCUCUGUGACAUCGUCCUCCGGGUUGGUGAUGUCAAAAUCCACGCCCAUAAAGUGGUGCUGGCAAGCAUCAGCCCAUACUUCAAAGCCAUGUUUACUGGGAACCUUUCAGAAAAUGAGAACUCUGAGGUUGAGUUCCAGUGUAUUGAUGAAACUGCUUUGCAGGCUAUUGUAGAAUAUGCAUAUACAGGAACCAUAUUCAUUUCACAAGAUACAGUGGAAUCUUUACUACCAGCUGCAAAUUUACUUCAAAUUAAGUUAGUACUGAAGGAAUGUUGUACAUUCCUUGAAAGUCAGCUUGAUCCUGGUAAUUGCAUUGGCAUUUCCCGAUUUGCUGAAACCUAUGGUUGUCAUGACUUGUAUCUUGCUGCCAACAAAUACAUUUGUCAGAAUUUUGAAGAGGUAUGUCACACAGAGGAGUUUUUUGAAUUGAAUCACACUGAGUUAGAUGAAAUUAUUUCAAAUGACUGUCUGAAUGUUGUGACUGAGGAGUCUGUUUUUUAUGCUUUGGAGGCAUGGAUUAAAUAUGAUGUACAAGAAAGACAAAAAUAUUUGGCUCAGCUGUUACACUGUGUGCGAUUGCCAUUGCUAAGUGUGAAGUUUCUAACAAGAUUAUAUGAAGCAAACCAGUUAAUUCGUGAUGAACAUACCUGCAAACACCUUCUAAAUGAAGCACUUAAGUAUCAUUUUAUGCCAGAGCACCGAUUUUCUCAUCAGACUGAGUUAUCAACACGACCACGUUGUGCUCCCAAAGUACUGUGUGCUGUUGGUGGAAAAACCGGACUGUUUGCUACGUUAGACAGUGUAGAGAUGUACUUCCCUCAGACAGACUCCUGGACAGGUCUAGCACCACUUAGUAGUCCACGUUAUGAAUGUGGAGUUGCUGUUGUCGAUCAGAAGCUUUACGUGGUUGGAGGAAUUGCAACCCACAUUCAGCAAGGCAUUAAUUAUCGGAAACACGAGAAUUUGGUAGAAGGUUGGAAUCCGGAGACAAACAAGUGGACGACUGCAGAAAGAAUGAAUGAAUGUCGAAGCACGCUUGGAGUGGCUGUAUUAGCUGGUGAACUGUAUGCAUUAGGUGGUUAUGAUGGGGAAAACUACUUGCAAUCUGUGGAGAAAUACAUUCCUAAAAUCAAAAAGUGGCAGCCAGUUGCACCUAUGGGGAAAAGUCGAAGCUGUUUUGCAGCUGCAGUUUUAGAUGGAAUGAUAUAUGCCAUAGGUGGAUAUGGCCCUGCUCACAUGAACAGUGUGGAGCGGUAUGAUCCAAGCAAAGAUUCCUGGGAGAUGGUUGCUCCAAUGGCUGAUAAAAGAAUUAACUUUGGUGUUGGUUCAAUGCUUGGAUUCAUCUUUGUUGUUGGCGGACACAAUGGUGUGUCACACUUGCAAAGUGUUGAGAGGUAUGAACCCCAUCAAAAUCAAUGGACAUUAUGCAGGCCAAUGAGUGAUCCCAGAACAGGAGUUGGUGCAGCCAUUGUAGACAACUACCUCUAUGUGGUGGGAGGUCAUUCAGGAUCAUCAUAUCUGAACAUGGUGCAGAGGUACGACCCAGCCUUAGAUACCUGGUCAGAUUUUGCUGGCAUGUUGUCAUGUCGAUGCAACUUUGGGCUGACUGCAUUUUGAUAGUUGAUUUGAUUAUCAAGGACAUACUGUGGUAAUUAACCCUGCAUGACAAGAAGACCAAUAGUACUGAGACUGCAGCCCUCAGUUGUUGAAUUUUACAAACCUUGGCUGCCACUGUUGGUUUUUACUGUGCAGAGUUUUCAUGUUUUCGAUUGAAUUGGUUAUAUUUGUACAUACACUUGUGGGGGAGAAACACUGAUGCCUGAAACAGCCAGGGCUAACCAAAGCUCGAGCUUUUUCACCUUUAUAAAGCAUUCCCCUCCAUGUUAACUAGCAGUUACCUCCAUACUUCCUCGUUUUUAAUCAGAAAGGAUCACACAUUCAAAACCAAUAAUCAAUCCAUUGUAUGUAUGCAAUGUGAGUCCAUGUCAGUUUUUGUGCAAUAUAUGUUGAUUGCAUUUAUUGUGUUCUAUUUGACAUCAGUGCUUCACAGUAUGAAAGUUUGUACUUAAGGGCUGCAUACCUGAAACUCAAUUUUUGACUACAGUACAACUACCCACUGUGUGCUUGCUUGUAUUGUAUAAUGUGAUUUAUGUAAUUAGUAGGAUCUGAAUGAUCAGCUGAUAGUGAUAUGUAACCUGCUAUAAACAUCUGUGUAUGAUUGUUUGUUUGACAAUUUUCCAACUGAACCAUAAUGAGAUCACCUGUUAAUAUUUGACAUGUUGUUUGAAGAAACAAAAGGGAAAUGUAUAUUUAAAAGGGCUCUUAAUUGGGUUAUAUGAAGUUGCAAUUGAUACUUUCAUAUCUUGAUAAUGAGUUUAUGAAGUUCGGAACAUGGUUACAAGCCUGUAUUCACAGAACAUAACGUAGGAACAGUUUCUGAUUUAGGUAGUUAAUGGGCUUUUGAGUACAGACUUUAAUGAUUAUUUUAUUUGGCUCUAAUGGCAUGUUUUGGAUUUGUUGAUGUGAUCCUUUGUAAUAUUCUACAGCUGCUAUUGAGGGAGAAUAACUAGAUUUAGUAACUGGUGCUAUCCUAGGAUUCAGGACCCCACAGAUGUUACAUAUAUUUAUUUUGUAAUAUGUCAGUUCACAAAUUAUUUUGAAUAUUUUUAUCCAAUGAUUUUAUGAGUAAGUGUCUGAACAAUCAAAUCUAAACUGAAGUAAUAAUUUAUAGAUAUUUUUAAUCAACCUGUUCAUACAUGGUAUGAUACAUCUCUGGAGCAGGUGUGAUUUGAACCCAGGCGUUCUGGCCCAGAGGCAGAAACACUAUUACUGUGCCACAAGAGCCCUAGAAAUAGUUAUGUAAUGAGUUUACAAUAUUUUUAAAACCCUCACUUUGCAGAAUAAACUCCAAUUAAAGCAAUUUAACAUUGUAAAAAUGAGUUAAUAGUUCAGCUAUUCAUUGUUGUCAUCUGCUUUUCAUAUUUGAUUUCUCUACUGCCAAUAUGUGUGGAUGUGUUUGUUAACAAACUUUGGUUGCUAAUAUUUAUGUUGACUGCUAAGUUACCUUUUUAUACAUCUUCAAUGUCACUUUCCAUUCUCAUCUCAGCAUCUUGUAGGAAAGACUUUUUGUUCAGAAUGUACUUCAAAGCUGAUGUGCAGGUAAUUAUUGAAGUAUGUAAUGCAAGAAAAGUUGUAUGUUAACUGAGUUUUGAAAAGUUCUAGCAGAAGGAUCGCACUUGUAGAAUUCUAACUGGUUCUCCUAAUAGAAUUUAAACAAUCAAACUGAUUUAGUAAGGGAAAUCAAUAUAAUGAUUUUUAUUAUAGAUCUUGUGAAUACAAACUGCACUAUUUUAAAAUAUCACAAUUAUCUCCAUAAAAUACUACAGUUUUUUCUGUACUCAUUGUGCAAAGAAAUCACAAUUUUUGGCAGAAGUUUAAUUAUGGCUACAGUUUGUGUUUUCACAAGAUCAGCAGUGUUGUACACAAGGGAAGUCAUAUAUUUUAAAUUUUAGAUUGGAGAAACCACUUUUUUUUUUGAGACUGCAUGACUGUGUACACACACACUAGUCUUUCAGGUCUUAUUGAAUCAUCAUGCACAUUAAUUUCUAACUUAACCUUCUGGAAGUUUCGAGAACUUGAGAAUAUGAAGGCUUCAAAUGUUUGUUAGUAUAUUGAAUAAAAAGGUGCAAUAACAUUUUUUAUAUGGCUUUUUUUAUUAGGUAUAAUUUAUACUUGUGUAAAUGAAAGGAUGGGUUGAUUUAUGGAACUGCCAUUGUGCCCUGUAAAUAUCGUAAAGUGUGUAUAGUAAAAUUUACUCUUGCACUGUUCCUUGUGUAGAUAUCAUCCUCACAUCCUUCCAAACACACAAUAGAACAAGAUGAUGUGCAUUUUGUGUCCACAAAUUAGUGUAGUUAUAGUAAAUAAACUUGCAAAGUCCACCAAAACAAACAGACUAAUAGUCUGAGACUGAGCAACCUGCACAUCCUGCUGGUUUAGUAGCACAAGUGUUACUUUUGAUGACAGUGGCUGAAGUCAUAGCAAUAAUUACUGUCAGUCCUUACAAUUUCAAACAUAACUGGCCAAAACUAACCAGAAGUUUUUAAAAUACACAACAAAAAAAUCUUCGUUAAUAUACACUAGAAUCAAAGUGUAAAUGCAGUUGUAAUUUGUGGCUCCUUGUUCUACAGUACAAAAUAGUUGGGAGUGUUUGUUUACUUUUUUGUUACAUAUUACAUACUUUCAAAAUGACUUCUGAAAUUCAAAUGGCUGACAUGUCCGAUAUGUUACACUUCUAUUUUGCUAGAUAGUUUAAAAGAUCUAACUUGUAACAUUAUCAUUUACCUUCUGGCAUAGCUUUCUGACUGCUCGAUUUAUCAAGUUGCAAAUUUGCUCCACAGACAACCUGUUCGUAUGGGCAAAGCAACUUUUUUUGCUGGACUCUUGAUUCUCCACUGUCUAAAUGUGGCUAUUUUGUUCACAAAAAAUAGGGAAUUUUGUAGACAAGGAAAUCUCAGUAGCAGAUAAGUUAAUAGCAAGUGGGGAAGAAAAAUGAGCAUUUACUGAAAUGACAUUUGUGCACUAAUACAAACUUUUUUUCAGUUUUGGAAAAUGCUUUGUAAUCAGUUCAGAUGUGAUACUUUACAAUAUGUACAUUGUCAUAACCUGAAAAUUAAUCUAGAAUUUUAACUUGUCAAUCAUUUGUCAUCAAGGUUGUCCUGUCUCCUGCUUUCUGUCCUUUUAAUGCCAAGAAAUUUCCUUUUGACCAGUGCUGUAUGAGACAUUUUGGAUCGUACGACUUCCGUAAUACACCAGUAGACUGGUAUUUAAUGAUGUUUCUGAAUUGCUGUGUUUCUUCCACUUUUGAAAAAAACCUUUUUUGCUGUGAAAAAGUAUAGAUGCAUUGCUAACAAUUCCAUGUCUUGGAUGAGUAUUGUUUCUGUACUCCAUUGGUGGGAGGACUGUACCUAGGCAAGCUAUAAAACAAUUUUCAUGCUUUGAUUGCUCAGUGGAGAAAUUGAUAUGUAUUUGCAAUUUUUCUGUUUUUAAGGUUACUGGAACAGAGGAUGAGAACUUGGAUAGUUUAGCUCUUAUAGUUCAUCAGUUUAUUACCAUAUCCAAAUUCAAUCCAUUCACUUAAUUAUCAAGUUUAUGAAAAUAAUGACACACCUAAUCUUAUUCUCACAACUCUUUGUGAAGCUAACUGGGUGGAGUCAUUUGCAAUGAUUGCAACUUUUAAAAAUUGAAAACUUUGAAUUUUAAUGAAUGACCUAAAACAAACGCCUCAAUUUAUAAUAUAAUAUUGCAUACAGGAUAAUAAGGAAAGUUCACAAAUACAAAUGAAUUGUAAAAGGAACACAGGCUUGGCUAUUGUCACUUUAGCUUGCCUUAAAACUAAAUACUGACAGAACUGGAUUUUUUCAUAAAUGCCUUACACGCAGUGCUAUCCUCUGAAACCAGAUUAGUUUGUUUUUUUUCUUAAAAUGCUGAAUCUUUGUAAAUGAACAGCAAGAUUAAAAAACCUAAUAUUUAUAUUCUGACUCAUGAGGGAAUGAUUGUAAAUGGUUAAAUGUUAGAAUAUGUUUGUGUGCAUAGUUAUGUGCUCUGUGCCUGCAAAUGGCAGGACAUUUUCGUUUACAGUUUGACAAAUGUCUUGCCUGUUUGUUUUAUUUGAACAAAAGUGCUAAAGGACUGUUCACAUUAUCGUUUCAGUUCAGUUUUCUUAAAGGUUUCAUGUGCUUUCGUGUGGUACAGCUAUGUCACUUAUUACAGCAUUUCAUUGUGGAUGUGCUAAAUAAACAUCUGUAACAAGAA